AAACUUAAAAAAUUGGUGUCCACUAGAGAACUUUUUUUUGUAUAUAUAGUAAGAACCAAACAAGAUUUCAGAAUCUAAACCAGAAAAUGUUUUCAAACAUCGAUCACAAGGCUGUGGCAGCACUCCUUCAUGGCCAGGGAUGCGCUAACAUCCUCAAGACGGUCCUCGACAACUGUAAAGUUAGCUCUGUUUCAACAGAACCUCUCAUUAACACCAUUCUUGAUUCCUUUUCACUAGCUCUAUCUUCUGUGAAUUCUCCUAAUCGUCAACCACACCAUGAGUCUUCUUCUCGAGACAUGGCAGGUCUUGUGCCUCAAAGAUCAUCAAAGAAGAAGAUUUGCGGAGUAAAAGGUUUAGAGAUUUACAGAGAUGAUUCCCCCAAUCCCCGCCUUGAUGACGGCUUCACCUGGAGGAAAUAUGGACAAAAAACCAUCAAAACCUCUUUGUACCAAAGGUGUUACUAUCGUUGUGCCUAUGCAAAAGACCAAAACUGCUAUGCUACAAAGCGGGUGCAGAUGAUCCAAGACAGUCCUCCAGUUUACAGAACCACUUAUUUGGGACAACAUACAUGUAAAGCCUUUGGGGUGCAUGAUAAUACGUAUGGCUCUGAAAUGAUAAACUUCGACCAAGUUGUAUCUGAAUCGGUUAUGCGUCAACUUGCAACAAUUGGUGAACAAGCUGUUCUCAUGGAGGACGAAGCUAACCAUAUCAUGAACCAAGAAUAUGAUAUUAAUGAUUAUUUGGUGGAUGAUGAAGUCUUUUGGGGGAAUGAAUUUCCUCUAUUUUCAUCGGAAGACCUGAUGUUGUUUUGAAAACGUUGAUGCUUUUGAUUAGAAACCUUUCCAGGUUUUAAACAAUAAAGCUAUUAAGCUUUUUAUGUUAUCAUGGUGGAGAUUGAUUACCUGAAACAUUCAGAGAUGGGAAAGACAACAACAUAGUAUAAACUUCUUGAAUCAUUUUCGACAUCAACGAGUUUUCCUUAGACUAGCAAAAACGUUCUCACCAAAUAUGAAUAUCAUC
This is a messenger RNA of Arabidopsis thaliana (thale cress), 1020 nucleotides long. RefSeq names its product ABA overly sensitive mutant 3 (gene ABO3). Gene Ontology annotation, cellular component: nucleus. Lineage: Eukaryota; Viridiplantae; Streptophyta; Magnoliopsida; Brassicales; Brassicaceae. Bases 87 to 812 code for a protein of 241 amino acids. The transcript is spliced from 3 exons. The record is from RefSeq and is marked reviewed. Gene Ontology annotation, molecular function: DNA-binding transcription factor activity; sequence-specific DNA binding. Gene Ontology annotation, biological process: regulation of DNA-templated transcription.